UUGAACAGCUGUUGUCACGAAAACAAGAAAUGUGAAGUCGAAAUCGUUUUCCGCACGAAUUCUAAUUGAACUUUGUGAAAGAAAUUUAACGUCGGUGGAUUCUAUUCCUUAAUAUUCACACACAAACCUAUUCCUUCACCUUACGUAUCCGUACUAUUCACCGUUAUAUAAAAAAUAUAGUAACAGUUGUGAAACUAAUAUCUAUGAAAAGUCGUUCAAAUUUUAUCUUGGUAUAUUUGUAUUUGCUGCAUGAAAUGCUUCAUAAUCGGCUGUUGUAGAGGCAACAACAUAAUAACAACAACGUCUGGUAGCAAGUAUUGCCGAUCAGCCGACGGGGUGUGUACGCUUGUGCUACCUGCUGCCAUUUUUCUGUGCCGUGUGAUUUGUUGUUGGUCGCCUUGGGUUGCUCGUAGUUCGUUGGGUUCGACAUUCCAUGAAAAAUAUCAGGUUGGCAAAAAUUAAAUAAGAAUAUCUGUCUUAUAUGCAGACCAACUGCGGAUAAUUGGCCACACCUAAACAAACCAACCAAAAAUAUAAGAGCUAUAAAACGGAUAAAGUGAAUAAAUUGUUUGCUUGGAGAAUUCAGCGUAUUAUUUACUUGAGCGUAUUAUUAUAAACUAGUUGAAUAAGCGAAAAUCGAUUUCGUUUCUGGGCUCGGGACUUGAAAUAUUUCGGCAACACAUCAACUCAUUGGUUAAAAACUGGCUGAUCCAAUUGAAUAAAUCUCAAAUAUGGAUAAAGUAAAAAUAAAAACAAUUGGUGUGCUACGUGAACGCGAGGGUGUUACAAAUGAUAAUGGAAAUGGCGUUUGUCGUGUUAUGACACUUUCCUCAGCAAUUGCUGAUGCUGGUGGUGGUGGUGGUAAUGUUGCAAUAGUUGGCCAAGGAGAGUUUGCGAAAGACGAUAGCGGCGGAGGCGUUGCACCUGCAAACCGUACGACGACUGCUGGGUCACUUGUUCGACAAUUACCAAAAAUGUCUCCUCUGGAUUUGGCUGGCAUAUUGAAUUGCAAACGUAGACUGGAAUGGACAAAGGAAUGGCUGAAAAAGAACCAAGCCGAGUUGUUAAGCAAAGAAAACCUACGUAAAGAGAUAUUAUUUCGAAAUAACGAGAUAUAUCACUUUAAUUGCUUCUUUAACAUAACGGAGCGUCAGUUCAGAUAUUUGGUGACUAAACUAUCCCCAGUUAUAAGUUCCUAUGAACCGCAUCGAAAAAAGAAGUCAUUCAGUGCAGAGGAGAGAAUAGCUAUAACGCUUAAGUAUUUGGCAACGGGUGAAGUACAUUCAUGUCGUAACUAUUGCUUCCGUGCCUCGAAACCUGUGAUACUAAAAAUGAUAGCCAAUAUAUGCCUCAAUAUAUAUGAAUUACUCAAGGAUCCAUUUGUAUCACUACCAAAGACUGAUGAACAGUGGCAAAAUGUGGCCAACGAGUUUCAGCGAAAACAUCGCAUGCUGAAUUGCGCCGGAAAUCUGGCCAUGCAGCAAAUUAGAUUCCAUUCUUCAUCGAGGGUCGAGGAGCAAAUAGACUUUAUCAACAAACAACCACUCAUUUUUACUUCUAUAGUAGAUAUUAAUGAUAACUUCCUGUACAUCGACAUCGAGAAGACUCGAGCGGCGGCUGUCGAUGAGAUAUAUGAAAAAUCAACAAUUAGGCAAUUAAUAGAGAGUUAUGAAGUAAAACUGCCAAAGAGUUAUGAAGCACAAGAAGACAUUUGUCAAUCCUAUUAUUUUGCAAGUAAAAACGAUUUGCCUCUAAAGCCUUAUCUCCUCAACGGACCAACUAAUGUGCCAAAUAAUUCAAAAGUAACAUAUAAUAAUGUUAUGAAUAUGGUUAAUAAACAUACUGAAAAUGCAUUACGUAUGCUAGCCAAUAUAUUUCCCAUACUAUCACAACCUUUGCGCAUUGAUGAAGAGAACGGUCGAAAAAUAAUUCUCGGUUGCGUGGCAUUGUAUAAUUUCCUACGAAAAACAGAACGCGGAUUCUUCAUGCAAACUAAAAAUAUAACAAACAUAACAACGAGAAAUGAUUGGCUGGAUGAUGAUUGCAUAUUAAUAGCUAGUGAAGAAGAGCAUGGCUCCAAUGAAGAUUAUGCACCAAAAGUUACAUUGACAAAUUGCUUUGAAAGUUUAUACUCACAAAAAGGAGAUUCAUUAUUGGGCGCAGCUAAAAGAGAUCACGUAAUAAAACGUUUAGCAGAAACAUAUGGGAAGCUGCAGUAAAAUGACACUUUGAAUAUUACAGAUAUUGUAUAAAGCGUAUACCUAUAUACAAGUGUACGAACACUCCGCAAAGAUGUGAUUCAAAUUCCACUAAAAUUAAAAAGACCUUUGGAGGAUUAUUAGUUACCAUAAUUUCUGCAUCGAUUAAAUCUGAAGCAACAUUAUAAAAGCAGCAGCAACCGUGAAUUUUAGUGUGUAAUAUGCUAGUAUAAUAAUUACUUGAGAACAAUAUGUAAAAAUUUGCUGCAUUGUACAUAGUUUGCCAUUUUAAUUUAAAUACAUUUAUAUCAAUUUUUUGUUUUGUAAGCAGGCAAUUAUACUUUCAGUACUCUUAAAUACCUUUUUGUUAGACUAUGUUUCUUAGAACACUAAUAAUUGGUUAUAAUAAUUUGUUCCAUUCUUUUUUUUAUAUGUAUUUAAUUUAUGCCAAGAUGUACAUACCUUAUCACAUUUACUUAGUUUUUUUCUAAUAGAUUUGUGAGAACAAAUAAAAAAAUAAAACAUGCAUGCA
This is a messenger RNA of Ceratitis capitata (Mediterranean fruit fly), 2730 nucleotides long. RefSeq lists its product as hypothetical. NCBI's taxonomy places the organism in Eukaryota, Metazoa, Arthropoda, Insecta, Diptera, Tephritidae. The record is from RefSeq and is a predicted model, not a curated record. The transcript is spliced from 2 exons. The coding region runs from base 732 to 2219 and encodes 495 amino acids.